AUGAGGCCUCUCGACCGCCCACGGCGUUGCCGACCGCGGGUCCGACUCGCUUGGGUGACUUUGUGCCUGGCCGCCGAGUGGGCUCUGCAAACUCAUGGUGGAGAAAUAUCCUUACUGGUCUCACAACCAAACAUCAAUAGUUCGGUGGCUGAGAACGUUUUGCUGUCAGUGGCCUAUACUGGUGAGACAAACCCANACUGGCGUUAUGCCAAUAUAUCCAGCGCUUACAAAGACAGAGUGAGCAUUUAUGAAAAUGGCUCUCUGCAGCUGCUGAAGGUGGACUUUAAAGAUUCCGGUUAUUACUUAGUCACGGUGAGAGACGAGUUGGGAAUCAUCCUUUAUGGCACCAUCCUGUUGAAUGUUUAUGAAAUUCUCUAUGAAGACUUGCAUUUUGUGGUCGUCUUCUUUGCCUUUCUCAUUGCUGCGUCCGCUGUCCUGAUCUGCUUGAUGUGGUUAUGCAAUAAAUAUGUGCACUUUCUGCAAACAGAGAGGCAGCAACUCAGAGUAAGCGAAACUGAAGAGACAGAGCUUCAAACAAUGGGGUGUUAGCUGUACAAUACUGUAACAUAGACACAAAUCAGUUUUCUACCUCAAGAAGAAGCAAAGCAUGAAAAACACGAUUGGUAAACAAAAGACCGAGCAUAUCCAUUUUGUCAAACACUGUUUUCUGAAGCAGAAAAGGCACCAGGUCCGUGAAGGUGAUACACAGAAGGUUUGAGAAAUGCUGUCCUUUCCACAUCAUAAUUUAUAAUGGACUCAU
Molecule: messenger RNA, 760 nt
Organism: Protobothrops mucrosquamatus (brown spotted pit viper)
Lineage: Eukaryota; Metazoa; Chordata; Lepidosauria; Squamata; Viperidae
Product: V-set and transmembrane domain-containing protein 5-like
Biological process (GO): filopodium assembly; positive regulation of excitatory synapse assembly
Cellular component (GO): plasma membrane; axon; dendrite
Source: RefSeq, a predicted model, not a curated record